Messenger RNA from Amphiprion ocellaris (clown anemonefish), 4269 nucleotides. RefSeq names its product von Willebrand factor A domain-containing protein 7-like. The transcript is spliced from 18 exons. NCBI's taxonomy places the organism in Eukaryota, Metazoa, Chordata, Actinopteri, Pomacentridae. The record is from RefSeq and is a predicted model, not a curated record. The coding region runs from base 402 to 3497 and encodes 1031 amino acids.
ACGCAACUAUAAGAGGAAGGAAUGAAGGCACACACACUGUCUGUGAGAGCAAACACACAUGCCCCCACAGUUUUCAGAUAACACAGAAAACAGAUCUGCACACUAUAUAAUCUACCCAAUUGCAAAUCUCAAAGUUUAACAUAGGAACACAGAAGAGGUGCCAACUGCUGAGUAAGACUGGGCUACCAAAGAGCAGAAGACGCAGGUGUUUUCACUAAUGAGCUGUUGCUCUGUUACACCUGGUCCACUGAAAGAAACCUCUCCAUCCUCCACGCACUGUUUUCUGUUUUUGACAGCCCACUGCCAUCUCUGUAGUAACAAUACCAAUACAGAAGGCAGUAUACAUCCAGAUUUCUUCUUCCUUCAACUUUACCCACCUGUCCACCUGCUCUGCCUCCAUCAUGACUGCCAGACAGACAGUCAUGCUCCUAGUGGUGGUGCUGCUGCUCCUCUGUCUGCCUGAUCCCCUGCAGAGCUUCCAACCACUCUUCACAUCUGAUGGAAGCUCCAGCACUCACCGUCAGAUCACACAAAUGGCAGCACUCAGAAAGACAGCUGAGGUCUGCCGAGAUAUUGCUGCCUCUGAGGGACGGGACUUCAGCCUGACUAUUGAUGACAGCUUGUCAGCAGACAAGGUGCAGAGGGCUUGUUCAUCCACGGCUACCUCUACGUCUGUCCUCUCCACCGUCAUGUUCCAAACUUCCAUUGCCACUAUGUACCUCAGCAACGCAAUGGUGGAUGUGGUUUUUGCACUGAGUGAGGACCACCAUUUCGAUGAUGAGAAAUUCGAAGGAGGACGGGAUGUCAUUACAGCAGGUGUAUCCGCCGUGAAGAAAAGUGUGAAGCUGGAGAACUUUGUCACUGGAAGAUGGACUCUAGGACGAGUGUGUCACACCCUACAGGACUUCUACAGCCACAGUAACUGGGUGGAGCUGGGAAACAGUGUUCCAUACAGUGUUCUCAUCAAACCAGACCAACCUGUUGAGAACCUGGCAGGACCAAAUGUUUCGACUUGCAGAAAUUGCACAGGAGAUAACUGUACAGACAACAUCCUGCCUGACGUGCUGCAGCAGGGUCUUCUCACUUCAGGCUAUUUCAAUGUCUUGUCCUCAGCAAAACCUGAUGGGAAAUGCAGCCAUGGUGGAACAUUUGACCAGACGAGCAAGUGGGAUCCUAUAGGGGGCAUCAAUAAAGAUACCGUUGGUUCAAGUCACGGCUCGCUUCACCACAAAGCAGCUGAUGUGGCUGUAAAUGCCACUAUGGAGCUGCUGGAGGACAUCAGAGUAGCUGUUGGAGACAAGAAUUUUCUGCGAUUGAUGGGCCUCUCCCAGUCACCCGUGCUGUGUUUUGUCAUUGACACCACAGGCAGCAUGAGUGUAGACAUUGCUGAAGCAAAGAGGGUUGUCUCUGAGAUCAUUGACAGCAAGAGGGGAACUGAACAGGAACCUUCUGCUUACAUAUUAGUACCUUUCAAUGACCCAGGUUUUGGGCCUCUGCUUGUGACAACCAAUGCAGAUGUCUUCAAUAACCGCAUCAGCAAGCUGUAUGCAAGUGGAGGAGGAGACCGCCCAGAGCUGUGUUUGUCUGGCCUGCAGCUUGCCUUGACAGCAGCUCCAUCCGCCUCUGACAUCUUUGUCUUCACCGAUGCUCCAGCUAAAGAUGCACAUCUGAAAAGCACCAUUAUGGCCCUUAUAGAGAGCACCAAGUCUGUGGUUACUUUCAUGCUGACGGGUGUCCGGGCCAGUCGACGGCGCCGCAGAAGUGCUCAGGGUGUGAUUCCACGUGCAAUGAGUCAGUCAGAUGCCCAGCUGUACCGUGACCUAGCUCAAGCCUCUGGAGGUCAGGCCAUUGAGGUCACCAAGUCAAAUCUCUUUGCAACCACAAGUGUGAUAGAAAAUUCAUCCUGCAGCCCUGGGGUGACAGUUUUUCAAGUUGUGAAAAAUCCUGGAACGCCUGAUAAUUUUAAUUUUGCUGUUGAUGACUCAUUAAGGAACAUAACCAUCUACAUCACAGGAGGCUCGUCUCUCACAUUCAAUCUCACCAGCUCCACAGGUGAAUCUCAGAAUUCCAGUCAGUCCUCUGGUCCUUUGGCUAGCUUCACCACAGCAGGAAACUUACGACGUCUAAGCAUCAAUACUAACAAUCAAACAGGACUAUGGCAGAUCAGCAUUAACUCUAAUAACGCAUACUCUGUGAAGGUCACAGGUCAAAGUUCAGUGAACAUUUUUUAUAGCCUUGUGGAAGCACAUGAGGGAGCCCAUGGUGACUUCAGUCUAAAGGGGGGGCGUCCUUUUUCAGGGGGUAAUGCCAGCAUCUUGGUCUCAGUGACAGGAAGUGACACUAUAAACGUCACAGAGGUCUCUCUUUUUGACAGCUCAGUGCCAACUGAGGUCAAAGGAUCAAUACAGUCGGUGGGAAGCGGUAAUUACCUGGUGACAUUUAGUGGAGUCCCAGCAGGUGACUUUGUGCUGAUCCUGAAAGGACAGGACAUCAACUCCCCUUCCAGCUCCACGUCGCGCACCAUCCAGAGACAAGCCUCCACGCAGAUCAAGACCACAAGCAUCUCUGUUACUACCCAAGUCAACAACACCAAUAUUGAGCCAGGCUCCAUUGUCUCCGUCCCCUUCACAGUCGCCACAACCACCAAUGGAGUUGUAAAUGACUCUGCAACUGGGACGUUCACUGUGCAGGCUAACAACGACCGCAGUUACAGUUCAACUUCACCUAGCAAUGUGACUAUUGAAGCCGGCAGUGGGGGUAAAGCCAACGGCACCAUUACCUUAACGGUUCCAGCCAGCGCUGCAUCAGGAACAGACGUGACUCUUACCAUUGAGGCACAAAAUGCUGCUGCUACUGACAUCAAUUAUGCUGUACUCAGGUUUUCUGUGACUGCCAAGGUAACAGAUGUCACUCGUCCAGUGUGCCAGAUAGUCAGUAAAUCAGCAAACUGUUCCUCCUCUUCAUCACUCUGUGGAUCCUCCCAGUGGGAAUUCAUCGCAAAUUUCACAGAUGGCAUCAAUGGAACUGGUAUUGAGAGCAUCACUGUCCGCCAAGGGAACGGUACUCUCAAUACCAGCACAGUGGCUGGAGCUGGAGGUGAGAACAUCACAGUGGUUAACUACAACGCCUCCUGCUGUUCACCCAAUGUGGAGCUGACUGCUGUGGAUGGAGAAGGAAAUGUGGGGACUUGUGUCGGACAGGCAAGAGAAUCUACCACUGCGGCUCCUGUGACUACAGCUGCAGUUAACACGACAUCCACCGGAGUUGACACAACAUCCACCGGAGUUGACACAACAUCCACCGGAGUUGACACAACAUCCACCGGAGUUGACACAACAUCCACCGGAGUUGACACAACAUCCACCGGAGUUGACACAACAUCCACCGGAGUUGACACAACAUCCACCGGAGUUGACACAACAUCCACCGGAGGGCACGCUUUGGGCAUAUCACACUUUGUCUGGAUCACUGCUGUGGUUUCUGUCUUUUGGAAAUAAAUAAAGGGACAUUACACUGUAAAUAUGGAACUGUAAUAAAGUCACUUAUUUGAGAUUUAUUUUUCUUUAGCUGUGUUUAUGUCUAGUUACUGCUGCAAGGAAGAUGAUGGUGGCUGUUUUGUCAUUUUUACUGACUUCUCUUUAUGUUUACAGAAAUAUGUGUAUCUUUACUGUAUAAUGUUUGGUUUGAAUGCACAAAAUGUCGCUUUAAAGAAUGUAUAUAUUUACAUUUCAGCUGGUGUGUAGGUGUGCAGGACAUUACAGCUGAACAGUGAAGCUAAUGUGCCUGAAGCUGCAAUGGAUUUUUAACCUCUUACAAAUAAUAUUUUUCUACAGGCAGUUUAGGAAUUGCAGCAGAUAGUCACGUCUCUUGAAAUGCAUAUCUGGGUGGCUAACUUGAGAAACACUGUUGUAUUAGGAGGAUCUUUUAUUUUAAGUGAAGUAGGUUGUAAUGUCUUUGCUUGGAUUCUGUUUGUUUUAUGGUUCCCUGAAGAAUUCUAGUAUUGAUAUGCUUAUUACUAGGGGAGGGGCUUUUCAUUUUGUAAUAUGCCCAGGGUAUUACAGGGAAUAUUUUUGUGAUUUAAUUAUAUAAAAAUAUUUUUUUGGGGGAGGGGGUAAAAAGAUUGCUUUCUCUGAGUCUUCCCUAUAAAAACCUAUUUUCUAAGUAAGCUUCUUGUUAUAAAUGAUGGGGUGCUAAAUAGAUGUGCAAUGUUCUACCGAAAGAUGGAACCGUUACAGAUUUUUAAGUGUUGAAUAAAUCAUAUGCAUUUUU